AUGGCAGACGUAAGCGGAGCCCGUAAACGCAACUCCGACCGCGACGCCAUAUCACCGCGAACGCUCAGCGUCGACGAGAACUCGCCCAUAGUCACAAGUUCGCAAUCUCGCAACCAGGACUACAACUCUAUAUCCCCUGAUAUCCGUGCGCGCGAACACUCAACCACUACUACCACCAACACUAAAGCCGCGAAUCCAUCUCAAGAUCCAAAUGGCGUGUCUUCCAUACCUCAGGGACCCGCAGCCACGGAUUCUGGUGCACAGCAAGAAGGUACAGCGGGUACCUUACAACCAGCUACCGACCAGAGACGACUAAACGGCGACACAACCACCGAGCGCACAAGAAGCGCAGAAAGGGAAGCCGCGGCGGUAGAGCGACGGGAGAAAGGAUGGUGGAGCGGGUUCUGGGAAAAGUACGGGAGUGUGGAACUAGACAACAAGGGGAGUGUUGCAAGAGACCAUUUGGCUUUGGAGCGGACGUUCCUAGCCUGGCUCCGCACAUCUCUGUCCUUUGCUUCAAUCGGCAUAGCAAUAACUCAACUCUUCCGUCUAAACACCUCUCUCUCAAACUCUCCAGACGCAUCAAACACAGCCUCUCCUCAGGCAAAACUACGGCAUUUGGGGAAACCGCUCGGCGCAACCUUCAUCGGUAUCUCCAUCUUGAUGCUCCUGAUAGGUUUCCAUCGGUAUUUUGAAGCACAGCAUUAUGUUAUACGGGGCAAGUUCCCUGCAUCUAGAGGGAGUAUUAUCAUAGUUAGCGCGAUAGCGGGCGCGCUGAUAGCUAGUUCGCUUAUCAUCAUAGUGGUUACGGCGCCGGGGGCGUUUGAGACGUGA
Messenger RNA from Alternaria atra, 834 nucleotides. RefSeq lists its product as uncharacterized. Bases 1 to 834 code for a protein of 277 amino acids. The transcript has 2 exons. The record is from RefSeq and is a predicted model, not a curated record. NCBI's taxonomy places the organism in Eukaryota, Fungi, Ascomycota, Dothideomycetes, Pleosporales, Pleosporaceae.